AUGUUCGGCAGCUCUUCCGCGCCUGGAAAGGACAUCAAGGAAGACGAGGCGGCUGUCGAUGCCAAUGCCCCCAAUGAUGCGCGUAAGGCGCCCCCCAUCGACAUCCCCAGCGAUGCCAACACCGCCGGCGAGAAACGCACCAGCACUGCGGGCAGCCCUUCCAACGGCAAGCCGAGCGAGGAUGCCGGCCAGAACAUUGAGAAAAAGCGACGGAGCAGCGGUGUCUCACGCGCGAGGGACAUGCUCAACAGCGCGAAGCAAUCGCUGCAUCUGCAGAGCUCGUCGCCCACCUCGUCCAAUAUCGAAAAAGCCGCGCAAACCCCAAUCCAGAAGCUGAGCAAGACUGAUCCGGCGCUGGGCGUGCCUCAAGGGUCGCAGAACAACUCCGCUGGCGACUCGCUACCCGGCCCGCACUCGACUUUCCGCGUGGGUGUCACGGAGGACAAGAACAAGAAAUGCCGGAGAACCAUGGAAGACACCCAUGCAUACCUCUACAACUUCCUGAGCACGCCGCAGCCUUCGCUCGAUCACUCGAAGCGCAAGGGCUCUAGCUCCACGCAGGAUUCCAAGCCAAGCCUGUCUGACAUCUCAGAACAGCCGGUGCUGGAAACGGACAAUGGCUAUUUCGCCAUCUUCGACGGUCACGCGGGCACUUUCGCAGCGGACUGGUGUGGAAAGAAGCUGCAUUUGCUUCUCGAAGACGCUAUUCGGAGGCAGCCCAACACGCCGAUCCCCGAGCUGCUGGAUCAGACCUUCACUAGCGUCGAUCAGCAAUUGGAAAAACUGCCCCUGAAGAACAGCGGCUGCACGGCUGUCAUUGCCGUGUUGAGGUGGGAGGACAGGGUACCGAAUUCCAAUUCGGCCACCGGCUCGACGUCAAUCGCACCGCUGGCCGCCGCUGCAUCUUCUCGGGCCACGCAAGAAGGAAAUGCGGAUGUCACCGCUGCCGCGGAUCCUUCUGGAGCGAACCCAGAUGCGAACCCUGCCGUUCCAGCUCCGAUUGAGCCCGGUGACCCUUCUGCCACCGAGGCCAAGCUCAGAGAAUACGCUACCCGCCAGCGUGUGCUGUACACGGCCAACGUUGGCGAUGCUCGCAUCGUCCUGUGUCGUAAAGGAAGGGCGCUCCGCCUGUCAUACGAUCACAAAGGCAGUGACGAGAACGAAGGCAGACGCAUCGCAAACGCCGGAGGACUGAUUCUGAAUAACCGCGUGAAUGGCGUCUUGGCCGUCACCCGCGCCCUCGGCGAUGCGUACAUGAAGGACCUGGUAACCGGACAUCCUUACACAACAGAGACUGUCAUUCAGCCCGACCAGGAUGAGUUUAUUAUCCUGGCUUGCGAUGGUCUCUGGGAUGUUUGCUCUGACCAAGAAGCGGUGGAUCUGGUCCGCAACGUCAAAGACCCGCAAGCAGCAUCCAAGACGCUCGUCGACCACGCUCUCUCGAGGUUUUCGACCGACAACCUCUCCUGCAUGAUUGUUCGCUUCGACAAUGAGGCUUUGCUAGCAAGACAAAACGACUCGUCGAUUGGCGUGGAUGGAGACGCUCUCCACAAGAAAGGAGGCGUGAGCGAGACGGAAUCGAUUGUUGGGCAGGUAAAGAAGAAUCUUGGCGAUGUCAGCGAGACAGACUUAGAGCGAGUCAGCGGCGAGAUGAUCUUGGAGGAAGAAGAGGCAGAUGCGGGCCCUGAACUCAACCCAGAGGCGCUGAAGGCAGCGAGGAAGGACAACAAGAAGGACAAGGAACAGGAAUAA
Molecule: messenger RNA, 1752 nt
Organism: Lasiodiplodia theobromae
Lineage: Eukaryota; Fungi; Ascomycota; Dothideomycetes; Botryosphaeriales; Botryosphaeriaceae
Product: Protein phosphatase
Exons: 2
Coding region: 1-1752 (583 amino acids)
Biological process (GO): protein dephosphorylation
Molecular function (GO): protein serine/threonine phosphatase activity; cation binding
Source: RefSeq, a predicted model, not a curated record